CUACAACGACAACCCCAGGUCUGAUUUUCAGGCUCACGAUGUCUACAACAAAUAGAUUUGCAGUUCUCAUAGAGCAAAACAUACACGCAGUGCCCGCCUUCACGCUCGAGUCUGGUACGGUAUUACGCGAUGUCCCCGUUGCGUAUAAGACAUGGGGAAAGCUGAACGAGAGCAGGGACAAUGUCAUGAUCAUUUGCCAUGCCUUCACCGGCAGCGCCGAUGUCGAGGAUUGGUGGGGGCCGCUAAUGGGACGAGGGAAAGCGUUUGACCCCAAUCGCUUCUUCAUAUUCUGCGCGAAUGUUAUGGGCUCGCCGUACGGCUCUGCGUCGCCGGUCACGAUAAACCCGGACACGGGGAAGCCAUAUGGGCCCGAGUUUCCGUUGACGACGAUUAGGGACGAUGUCCGCCUACACAAGAUAGUCCUUGACCAUUUAGGUGUACGAUCUGUGUCAGUAGCAAUAGGCGGCUCCAUGGGAGGUAUGGCCGUCCUCGAAUGGCCGCUCUGCACCCCUCCAGGCUACGUCCGCCGCAUAUGCCCCAUCGCGACCUCCGCUCGUCACUCCGCCUGGUGCAUCAGCUGGGGCGAAGCACAGCGUCAGAGCAUUUACAGUGACCCGGGCUACGAGGACGGCUACUACAAGAGCCAGCCCUCCUCAGGUCUCGCCGCCGCACGCAUGGCAGCGCUCUUGACCUACCGCUCGCGGGACUCCUUCGAGAGUCGCUUCGGGAGGAAACCUCAGAGGGUCGCGGACUCUGAUAUAAUCACGCCCCCGCGCUCGCCUGUUACGCCGGCGGACGAAGCUGUAGCCGUGCACAACGACGGGAACAGAAGCGCGAAGCACAGGCAUCUCCCGUCAGAUCUUCAGACAUCCUCCUCUACACCCGAUCGCUCCGCCGCAGCCUCGCCUACCCCUCGCCAGCCCAUCUUCUCAGCGCAGUCCUACCUGCGGUACCAAGGCGAUAAAUUCACCUCGCGCUUCGACGCGAACUGCUACAUCCACAUCACGCGCAAGAUGGACACGCACGACAUCGCGCGCGGGCGGUCCGCGAACCCGGACGAGACGCAAGCGCUUGCCGAGGUGCUCGCGACGCUGCCCCCGCGCGCCCUGGUGAUCUCAAUUCAGACAGAUGGGCUGUUCACGCCCUCUGAGCAGCGGGAGAUCGCGGAGCAUAUCCCCGAGGCGGAGUUGGUGACGAUACCGAGCCCGGAUGGCCACGAUGGGUUUUUGCUCGAGUUUGAAAAGAUUAAUGAGAAUAUCUUCAGGUGGCUGAAGAGGGAGUUCCCGGAGAUGUAUGAGGACGCGGAGGAGGCGCAGCCGGUCGAGGGCUUUGAGAUCAAAAAGACAAGUUUGUUCGGUGAGGCGGAGGCGGAUAUCACAAGGUGGUAAGAGCUAAUUGCGCAAGACUUGCGUAACCAUGGCGUAGGAGAAACGGACCAUGCGCGCGGACGCUGGGUUAUUUUAUUGUAUCAACAUAAAGCAGACACUUCAACAGUUGUCGUAUUACCCUCAACCUAUAAUCCAACUUACCGGAUCGUCGAAUGUAAAAGGAUGUUAUGUAAUUGCAUCAGUCAUUCGUGCUACAGUACUAGAGUAUUGUCCUUGUCCAAUAUCUUAUACGGCCUCACCGAUGAGUCUCUCGGGCAUCUCGACAUAUGCCCUCCAACAUUCAACAAACGCAGCAAGCUCUGCCCCUUCCACCACCCUAUGAUCCGCACUCCAGCUCACCCCAAUCUUCAGCCUCCUCUCGCCCUUGCCAUCGCCCCUAUCCACAUCCCAAACCCACUUCGCCCUCCCCAGCGCAACGAUCGCCACCCCACCACCCGGCACCAGCACCGGCGACGCAAAGUCACCUGCGCCAAUCGCCCCGACGUUCGACACCGUGAUCGUGCCGCCGCGCCUCGGCAUCUCCGCGGGCGUGAGCCCGCACGGCGUCUGGCGGCCCAGGUGCGAAAGGUGCUUGAGCUCUGCGGCGAGCGAGAAGACGGAGUGCGUGUCCACGCGCUGGAUGGUGGGCGUGUAGAGCCCUGUCGGCGUCGAGAGCGCGACGCUGAUGUCGGCGUACGGGCGGACGGUGAGCGUGGGUUUGGCGGUGUCGCCUGCGGCGCGCGGGG
Gloeophyllum trabeum ATCC 11539 is the source of this 2113-nucleotide messenger RNA. RefSeq names its product homoserine O-acetyltransferase. NCBI's taxonomy places the organism in Eukaryota, Fungi, Basidiomycota, Agaricomycetes, Gloeophyllales, Gloeophyllaceae. Bases 39 to 1388 code for a protein of 449 amino acids. The record is from RefSeq and is a predicted model, not a curated record. Gene Ontology annotation, biological process: L-homoserine metabolic process. Gene Ontology annotation, molecular function: homoserine O-acetyltransferase activity. The transcript is spliced from 3 exons.